AUGGCUCUGCCCCAGAUUAGUUCCGCCGACCAGGCCAAGUUGCAGCUCAUGCAGGAGAUGGAGAUCGAAAUGAUGUCCGAUUUAUAUAACCGCAUGACGAACGCCUGCCACAAGAAGUGUAUACCGCCGCGCUACUCCGAAUCGGAGUUGGGCAAGGGCGAGAUGGUCUGCAUCGAUCGCUGCGUGGCCAAGUACCUGGACAUCCAUGAGAAGAUCGGCAAGAAGCUCACGGCUAUGUCUAUGCAGGACGAGGAGCUGAUGAAGAAGAUGUCGAGUUAACCACGCUCCGAAUCCUCAAAUCAAUAUGCAUUUUCGGGGGCUACGUUUGUUAUAGAAUGAGGUACAUGUACAAAACAACCAGUUGUAGAGAAUAAACCACAGAUUUAUGCGUUCUA
This is a messenger RNA of Drosophila ananassae, 395 nucleotides long. It is a transcript of the gene Tim10, whose product is annotated as mitochondrial import inner membrane translocase subunit Tim10. The transcript is spliced from 2 exons. Gene Ontology annotation, cellular component: mitochondrial inner membrane. The record is from RefSeq and is a predicted model, not a curated record. Bases 1 to 279 code for a protein of 92 amino acids. Gene Ontology annotation, biological process: protein insertion into mitochondrial inner membrane. Lineage: Eukaryota; Metazoa; Arthropoda; Insecta; Diptera; Drosophilidae.